AUGGCAAUGAGAGCUCGACACAAGAUCAGAGCUCCGCGAAGGGGGGGUACCUCAGCAGCGAAGCCUGAAUCUUUCGAUAUGAUCUGGUCCGUUCUCUCGGCGUCAUUGACCGAAAUAAAUACGAAAAAUGCCUCAACACUGGCCUUCGAAGAGCUCUACCGCCAUGCAUACAAGAUCGCCUUGAUGAUGCGGGGUGAAGAACUCCACGACCGUGUCAAAGAGCUGGAACAGCAAUGGCUGCAGAACAAUGUUCAGCAGCUCAUUACAGGUUCAAUUUCUUCUAUUCUCGUUCGAACACACAAUUCACCUGAUGCGCUGGACCAGUCCAAUGAGAGGAGGGAGGCGGGCGAGAAGUUCUUGGCCGCCCUCAAGGAUGCUUGGGAGGACCAUCAACUAUGCAUGGGCAUGGUUACGGAUGUUUUGAUGUACAUGGACCGCAUGAUCUUGGCCUCUCACACCAAGCCUUCGAUUUAUGUCGUCUGCAUGGCACUCUUCCGUGACCAUAUCCUUCGAUCCCCCGUCCGCCCCGAGUCUGACCUAACAGUUGUUGACAUUCUGGAAUCAACGGUUUUGUUCAUGAUCCAACUAGAACGCUCUGGUCAUAUCAUUGAGCGUCCGUUAAUCCGACACUGCAUCCAAAUGAUGGAGGGCCUCUACGAGACCAUCACAGAGGAAGAGAGCACAAAGCUUUACCUCACAAUCUUCGAACCAGCCUUCCUGAAUACAAGCAAGGAUUUCUAUCAGGCCGAAGGGCGCCGACUGUUGGAAAUCGGAGAUGCUGCCACUUUCUGCCGAAUCGCUAUACAGCGCAUUGCCGAAGAGCAGGAGCGAUGCCAAUAUACCCUGGCGGUUUUGACACAGCCGAAAAUCCUCGAACUGCUCGAUGAACACUUGAUUCGCACCAACAUCUCAGAAUUCGUCAAUCUUGAAGGAACUGGUGUACGACACAUGCUCGACCACAAUCAGCUCGAUGCAUUGCGCGACGUUUACUCGCUAAAUGCCAGAGUUGACAGCAAAAAGGAAGCCCUGGCCAUCGCGGUCAACAAGAGGAUCGUGGAAAUGGGCAAGGAUAUUAAUACAUCGUCAAAGCCUCCCCCUCCCGAAACUCCAGCCCCUUCUGUCAAAAAGGACGAAAAGAACGAUAAAAAGGAGAAGUCAGCAGAAAAGCAGAAGCCCUUGAAUCAGCAAACGUUGUCUGCUAUUCGCUGGGUGGACGAAAUCCUGGCCCUCAAACGGAAAUUCGACGAUGUUUGGGAAAAGGCGUUCAUGUCUGACCAGGGUCUUGAGAGUUCGAUCAUGGGCAGCUUCUCAGACUUCAUCAACAUGAACAGCCGCAGCUCAGAAUUCCUUUCCCUUUUCUUUGACGAGAACCUGAAGAAGGGCAUCAAGGGAAAGACGGAGAGCGAGGUGGAUACUCUCCUGGACAAUGGUAUCACGCUGCUGCGGUAUAUUAAAGACAAAGAUCUCUUCGAAACAUACUACAAGAAGCAUUUGUCACGUCGCCUUUUGAUGAAGCGUGCUGCCAGCAUGGAUGCAGAGAGACAGAUGAUUUCCAAGAUGAAGAUGGAAGUCGGCAAUCAGUUCACCCAGCGCAUCGAAGCCAUGUUCAAGGACAUGACUAUAUCCGAGGACCUCAGUGCCAAUUAUAAGGACCACAUUUCAAAGACUGGUGAUCCCGACCAGAAGCCUGUGGACCUGGAAAUCAACGUUCUCACCAGUAACAUGUGGCCAAUGGACAUCAUGGCAAACACGAAAGAAGGAACUCUUCAACUGCCCUGCAUCUAUCCGAAGGAAAUCUCAGCACUCAUGCACAGUUUCGAGCGUUUCUACCUCGGCAAACACAACGGCCGCAAGCUGUCAUGGCAGGCUAGCAUGGGCACUGGUGACAUCCGAGCGACCUUCAAACGCCCUAAUGGCAAGGUCCAGCGCUAUGAGCUUAACGUUUCAACUUACGCCAUGGUCAUCCUCAUGCUCUUCAACGACACACCAGAUGGCGAGCCGCUCACAUACGAAGACAUCCAAAUCCGCACCCAGAUUCCAGACCACGACCUAAUUCGAAACCUGCAAUCGCUGGCCGUUGCUCCAAAGACACGAGUCUUGAAAAAGGAUCCAAUGAGCAAGAAUGUCCAACCCACAGACCGCUUCUUCUUCAACCACGAAUUCCACAGCCCAUUCGUGAAAGUGCGUAUUGGUGUCGUCAGCGGUGGUGCUAACAAGGUUGAGAAUACGGACCAGCGCAAGGAAACUGAGCAGAAGAUGAGCGAGGAGCGCGGCGGUAGCAUUGAGGCUGCUAUCGUCCGUAUCAUGAAGCAACGCAAGAAUCUCAUCCAUCAUCAAUUAAUGACCGAGGUCCUAUCCCAGUUGUCUUCUCGUUUCAUCCCGGAUGUUCACAUGAUCAAGCGUCGCAUUGAGAGUCUGAUUGAUCGUGAAUACUUGGAGCGCAUCUCUGAGGAGCCGCCCACAUAUGGGUAUAUUGCGUAA
This is a messenger RNA of Penicillium canescens, 2481 nucleotides long. Its product is annotated as cullin family protein. Bases 1 to 2481 code for a protein of 826 amino acids. The record is from RefSeq and is a predicted model, not a curated record. Gene Ontology annotation, molecular function: ubiquitin protein ligase binding. The transcript is spliced from 4 exons. Gene Ontology annotation, biological process: protein ubiquitination; ubiquitin-dependent protein catabolic process. Gene Ontology annotation, cellular component: Cul3-RING ubiquitin ligase complex. Lineage: Eukaryota; Fungi; Ascomycota; Eurotiomycetes; Eurotiales; Aspergillaceae.